GCUUUCUCUCCUAGUAAGUAGCGGCACCGCAUGCGGGAUCGGGGAUUCUACUUGUUUCAGCUGGCUUUAUAUUUAUAUAUAUAUAUACCAUUCUUCUUCAAAUCUCCCAAUUGAUUUCGCUUAGCGCCUCCGAUUAAAUCUAUACCCCCAAUUGCUACUAAACCCUAGCGUCUUUUAUUAAUUUUGUCUUUCUGAUUUCCGUAAUUUGAAGUAAAUAAGGUUGUGAAUGGUGGAAAUUUCACAUAAUUUCAUGCGAUUUUCCCCCUUCAUCUCUUCAAGGGGGGUCUUUGUUCAUCCUGUCUGUUCUGUUUCUGCAAUUGCUUCCUGUUCGUGUAUGAAAGGCUGGUACUACCGCUGCCUUGGAGUCGAUCCUUAAUUCAUCUCCUGGAAAUUCAUCUGAUUGAAAACAAAAAUUUUGAGUUAUAUUAAUCAAAGAUGUUGUUAAACAAGCAGAAGAAGGCUCAGAAUUCCAAGGGAAACCGUAUGUUGGUAACUAUCAAUGUUAUCGGAAGUUCGGGACCGUUAAGGUUUGUGGUGAAUGAAGAACAGCUUGUUGCUUCUGUCAUCGAUAUGGCCUUGAAAUCCUAUGCUCGUGAAGGUCGUCAACCUGUUCUGGGAUUCAAUCUCAAUGAUUUUCUUCUCUAUUGCCCUGCUUCCGGAACUGAUGCUUUAAGUCCAUUUGAGACAAUCGGAGGAGCCUAUGGUGCUCGCAAUUUUCUACUCUGCAAGAAACCACAACCUGAAAAAACUGAAACUGAGUGUACUACUAAAAUUCCAAGAAGGGGUCGACAUGGAAGCUUCAAGUCAUGGAUCAACAAGACCCUCAACCGGAAAGUUUCCUCGUAUUGAGUUUAUGAUUUUUAUGUUGCUCAUUGUUUAAAUGGUGAUCUUCUGCCAUAGUCAUAAAUACUCUUCCGUUUUUCUCAUUCUGUACUACUUUCCAUAGUAAUUUGUCCCACGAUUUUACAUUCUUUCCUUUCUUAACAAUGGUCUUACUUUUAUUCUUUUAAUUUCAUUCACAUACCUAUUUUGCACUAAGUGGAAAAUCAUAGUAAUGAGAGUGAGUGGAAGUAUUUAUCAUUAUACUAUUGUCAUAAGUUUUAGUAUCAUUACUCCAUUGGUUUUUGUUUUUUUUUUUUAAUAUUGUGACAAUUAUAGAAAAUUUUUGAUGAAUUAAUACUUUGUUGAAACAAUUUUAUUGCUUUACGUACAUCUUAAGCUUUAAAGAAUAUUUUGCUAAUAUUUCUAACUAUCAGUUUCUAAUCACUAUUAUUAGGCGGGAAUGGCAUAUGACACUUUACUGUUUGAAUUUAUUGUAUAAGUAUUGGUUAUUAUAUUUUUUUGUAACAAAGUUUUGAUUAUUAUUUUGAUUGUA
Messenger RNA from Amaranthus tricolor (Joseph's coat), 1375 nucleotides. RefSeq lists its product as uncharacterized. The record is from RefSeq and is a predicted model, not a curated record. NCBI's taxonomy places the organism in Eukaryota, Viridiplantae, Streptophyta, Magnoliopsida, Caryophyllales, Amaranthaceae. The transcript is spliced from 3 exons. The coding region runs from base 436 to 849 and encodes 137 amino acids.